Pediculus humanus corporis (human body louse) is the source of this 1314-nucleotide messenger RNA. RefSeq lists its product as uncharacterized. Bases 1 to 1314 code for a protein of 437 amino acids. The transcript is spliced from 5 exons. The record is from RefSeq and is a predicted model, not a curated record. Lineage: Eukaryota; Metazoa; Arthropoda; Insecta; Psocodea; Pediculidae.
AUGAUAAAUUUUUUUGGUUUGAUUUACGCAGCGAGUCAUUCUGUCACGAGUAAAAAUUGCGAAUUGAAAGAAAGAAUACAUAGAGCAAUAAGAGAACUUCCUAUUGUCGAAGAACUUAAAAAUUCUCAUAGGAUUCACGGGGGUGUAAGUGGUUCUGGUGCCACGACUUCAACUUUACAUAAUAAAAGAUCGACAUCGUUUAAAAGACGUAGUAGAGAUACAAUACCACAAUUGGCUAAAAAUAUUGAAUCAUUUUUACAAAAACUUAUACCAAAUCAUGGUUUGGUACAAGAUCUUAUGGGUUAUAAUUCUCCCAAUAUGGAUAUACAUAUUUGCCAUAAUUCAGAAAAAUCAUCAACGGAUUCGUGUGCAUGCCCACCGGAAUAUUAUUGUGCACAAAUAUGCACAGAAGAUUACAGCACGGGGAGCUCGAAUAUAUCGUGGCAGCAUUUUCCAAGAUCCACGUCAAGUCGAAGUCGUUGCGAUGAUUCAACCGAAUCAAUACGUAAAAGUUUAACAGAAACACCGAUUUCCGUUAAAUCAUCCGAAGAACACGAAGCGGAACCGGAAACAACGAUUGAUGAUUCGAUAUCUAAAUAUCCGAUCACGGAAUCAUUUUCUCAAAUGAAUGCUCAUCAUUAUUUAAACAUACGUUACGUAAUGCAAUUAUUUAAUUUUUUGAUGGGUCAUUUGGUAUGCAACGAACCCAAUAAUCCGAUUGAAUUUUUAGUGGAUUUACUUGAAAAAUGUUUACAAUUUAGAGAUUCGUUGGGAGAGCCGCCAUUAUUAUUUACCGAAAAUCACGUUAAAUCCAUGUACAGAGCGUUCGAUCCGUUCGAAAGAGGUUAUUUAACAUUGGAACAAUAUUUUGAAGGUUUGACAUCUUUGGGAUUGAAUAAUGAUAUGACAAAAUUUACGGAUAAACCUCCAUUGAAUCCCGAUGGUAACGUCGAUGAAUCUUUUUUUAUUUUCGAAGCUAUGAGAUGCCUGACGGAAAAUUUAAAAAAAAUGUUGAGAAUUCCAACACUCGUUGAAGAAAAUCGUUUGAAAUGGUAUAAAAAAGUUAAAAAAUUACAAAUUAAAAAAUUGAAAAAAUUAAAAUGCGAAGAAGAAGAAGCGGGAGUGGAAGAAGAAGAAGAAUAUAAAAAAAGAAAAGAUGGUAAGAAAACAGCGACGACAACUAUGAAUAGCAUCCACGAUGAAAAAUUUUGCAAUUGUUUUGGACAAAAAAUAAAUCAAAAAUACAUUUGCCGGUGUCCGAAAAUAUCUAAAAAUCUUCGUCACGAACCUGAACAAUUAUUUUUCAAUAAAUAA